CACCAAAAUCCAGAAACUCUGGGCGAAAAUUACUCCAUUAUUCUAUUUUUCAUCUUCUUAACAAGUUCCCUCUGCCCCUAUGUUAACGACUUUCUUAGAGCUAAUCACUGUUAGAUUUUCUGAAUACUCAAUGCCAAAAUGCCCUCUGCACAACACAAACGUCUCCAUCUUCAAGAUUCUAAACAAUAAGAACAACAACUUAUAUUACUAUUCAAUGCGCUUUCAUUCUUCAAGAACCCUAAACCAAAAUAAUGAUCUUGAAAACGGCAGUGAACCAGAGUCGUCUCCAAUAUCUGAUAAAAUUUUUAGUUCACCCCCCAAAAUGGGUUCUUUUAAGGUUGGUGAUUCAACUUUUUAUUCACUCAUUGAAAACUAUGCAUAUUCUGGUGAUUUUAACUCAUUAGAGAAGGUUUUGAAUCGAAUGAGACUCGAAAAUAGAGUCUUCUCAGAAAAGAGUUUUUUUGUUAUGUUUAAAGCUUAUGGAAAAGCUCAUUUGCCUAAUAAAGCUAUUGAAUUGUUUUAUCGAAUGAGUUUUGAGUUUUAUUGUAAACCAACUGUUAAGUCUUUUAAUUCAGUACUUAAUGUUAUUAUACAAGCGGGUUUUCAUGAUCGUGCUUUGGAGUUUUAUAAUCACGUUGUUGGUGCAAAAGAUAUGAAUAUAUUGCCUAAUGUACUUAGUUUUAAUUUGAUUAUUAAAUCUAUGUGUAAGUUGGGCUUAGUUGAUAAUGCAAUUGAGCUGUUUAGAGAAAUGCCUGUUAGGAAAUGUGUACCUGAUGCUUACACUUAUUGUACUUUGAUGGAUGGGCUUUGCAAAGUUGAUAGGAUUGAUGAGGCAGUUUCUUUACUAGAUGAAAUGCAAAUUGAGGGGUGUUUUCCUAGUCCUGCUACUUUUAAUGUGUUGAUUAAUGGGUUGUGCAAGAAGGGUGAUUUUACGCGCGUUACAAAGCUUGUUGACAAUAUGUUUCUUAAAGGUUGUGUCCCUAAUGAAGUGACGUAUAACACUCUUAUACAUGGUUUGUGUUUGAAGGGGAAGUUGGAUAAGGCACUCAGUCUUUUAGAUAGAAUGGUAUCAAGUAAAUGUGUACCUAAUGAAGUCACAUAUGGGACAAUCAUUAAUGGACUUGUUAAGCAAGGAAGAGCUCUUGAUGGUGCUCGUGUGCUGGUUUUGAUGGAAGAAAGAGGGUAUCUUGUGAAUGAGUAUGUUUAUUCUGUACUAGUUAGUGGGCUGUUUAAGGAAGGAAAGUCUGAAGAGGCAAUGAGAUUGUUUAAAGAAUCAAUGGAUAAAGGAUGCAAACUCAACACUGUUCUAUACAGUGCACUUGUAGAUGGUUUAUGUCGAGAUAGAAAGCCAGAUGAAGCAAUGAAAAUUCUAUCAGAGAUGACUGAUAAGGGUUGCGCACCAAAUGCAUUCACUUUUAGCUCAUUGAUGAAGGGAUUCUUUGAGGUGGGUAACAGCCAUAAAGCAAUUGAAGUGUGGAAGGACAUGACAAAAAUUAAUUGUGCUGAGAACGAGGUUUGUUAUAGUGUACUCAUUCAUGGGCUAUGCAAGGAUGGGAAAGUGAUGGAGGCUAUGAUGGUGUGGGCGAAAAUGUUGGCGACAGGAUGUAGGCCCGAUGUUGUGGCUUAUAGUUCAAUGAUUCAGGGCCUUUGCGAUGCUGGCUCAGUAGAAGAGGCAUUGAAACUUUACAAUGAGAUGCUUUGUUUGGAACCUGAUUCUCAACCAGAUGUGAUAACAUAUAACAUACUUUUCAAUGCUUUAUGCAAGCAGAGUAGCAUCUCUCGUGCUGUUGAUCUUUUAAAUAGUAUGCUAGAUCGGGGAUGUGAUCCUGACUUGGUAACAUGCAACAUAUUUCUGAGAAUGUUAAGAGAAAAGCUAGACCCACCUCAAGAUGGGGCGAAGUUUCUUGAUGAGCUUGUAGUUCGCCUAUUAAAGAGGCAAAGAAAUUUAGGUGCUUCCAAGAUUGUAGAAGUGAUGUUACAAAAGUUUUUGUCACCAAAAGCCUCUACUUGGGCAAGAGUUGUUCAUGAGCUAUGUCAACCUAAGAAGAUUCAAGCAGUCAUUGACAAGUGUUGGAGCAAACUAUAUUGCUGAUUUUUUAGAUUUUUAAUUUCAGAAACUAUCUUAAUACAAGGAUUGAGGAUUGUAGGGUGAAGGAUAACAACAAUUAUUUAAUGUCCUUUUUCUGCCAUGUCAUCAUCUGUGACUUCACCUGGUUCUGGCUUCUGUUGCUGAUGGGCCAUAUCGUAAGUCGCAUGAAGACCAAAAAACACAUAGUAAAGUAGCAUUAUAGCUGUGCAUAUCCCAAAUCUUAUAAAAGCCUGCUUACUCAGAGAUCCCAUGAGAAAGAUGUUUGUUGCAAUUGACCAGGAUGGAAGCAAUGGAACAAGUGGAAACCCCCAAACUUUUGGCGUUCUUUGCUGAGGAGAAUCAUGUGUAUCCCUAUAGUCCGCAGGAACCAACAAGGAACAGAUAUGACAUAUCCAAACCACCCAUUUGGUUUCAGUCCCCAGUAUGCUGAAGUCCCCAUGGAUGAUGCAACAAUGAUCAGCAGGAAGGAAACUAACUUCAAGAGGUUUAUUUGUGGCGUUGUCUCUCUUACAUAGUAUCUCCUCACCAGAAGUGCAACAGCCAUCAUCAUGAAGAUAAAUAGGGUGCUCAGCAAUAACAAGCUAGCCAAGAUAUCCAAGCUAGAGAAUAGAGCAAUGAGAGCACUUGAAAUGGUUAUUAGAAAUGUAGCAUAUAUUGGUGUUCUGGUUUUUGGAUGGAUAAGAGCAAACCAAGGAGGAAUCAUGUGGGCACGUGCAUAUGAGUUGUAUACUGAGCUUGUCCAAGUGCCCCUACUAGAAGAACAGUGAUCAUCCCCUUAAGAGCACCAAGCGAUACCAGGUACUUUGCCCAAUUCAUGCCUACACUCUGAAAGGCAACAGAGUAGGGUGCAUUUCUGUCUAUAUCUGUGUAUUUCUGCAUCACACUCAGUGAAAGUGCCAUCAAGCAGUAUAUCACAGUAAUGAUUGACAUUGAGCCAACCAGUCCUAAAGGUAUGUCUCUUGAUGGGUUUUUGGUUUCUUCUGCCAUGGUCGCUAUAUUGUCAAAUCCUCCAUAUGCAAAGUAAACAAUUGCAGCUGCUCGGAAGAUCCCUUCAGCUCCAUAAGGAAAAAACGGAGUCAGAUUGGAAGUGUUGGCAUGCACAAACCCUGCAAUUAUCACAAAUAUAAUUACUAAAGUAUUGAGUGCAGUUGCUAUCCAGUUGAAGUAUGAAGUUUUCCUUGUGCUGAUCAUUGCUAUUGUUGCAGCAAUCACUAAAACCCCAACAGCAGUCGGGUCCAAGAGACUGAAGCCUUCUUUUAGAUGUGUUUGGAUGCGUAGAGAGUUGGAAGGACGAUUUAGAAGAGUUGUGAAAUAGGAAGUCCAGGCUCUGGCUACUGCUGCACUCCCCACAAUACUUUCAAGCAGUAUGUUUCCUGCAGUUAUGAAAGCCAUACAAUCUCCUAACUCAAUUCUUAAGUAAGCAAAUGAACCACCUACCACAGAGAUUUCAACUGCAAAUUCUGUGUAGCAGAAAACAGACUAGUAUUGCUGAAGCUCCAGAAGCAACAUAGGACAACACAAUUGCUGGUCCUGCAUGAUCACGGGUUUCUUGGCCUGUGAGCACAAAGAUGCCAGCUCCAAUAACUGAACCGAAUACAAAUCAGGUUAGAUCCCACCAGGUGAGGCAUUGCUUCAAUUCAUUCUCACUUUGUUUCCGAAGCUCUCCAAUCUCAUUGGCAUCAUCUGAUCUGCUCAUAAGACGGUCCUUGAAACGAAAAAAUGUCUGUGCUAAUGCAGAGAAGUAGCUAUUCCAGCUUUGGAAUGAUUCUUCUGGUAAGAAAUCUUGUUUUCUAAUUCUCCAAUAACUUGUAGGUUGAACUUCAACACCCUGUUCUCCCAUGGAAUCCUUUACUUGUGUGUAUUGUAUUUUCACAGCACUUUGUGGUCUGAAGUACUCAUAUGAGCUUCAGCGUGUCCGUUUGGGAAUUUCUGUGGAAUGUGAGAUUACAUAUAAAAACUCUCAUUGGUAGUUGAA
Ricinus communis (castor bean) is the source of this 4064-nucleotide messenger RNA. RefSeq names its product pentatricopeptide repeat-containing protein At4g20090. Lineage: Eukaryota; Viridiplantae; Streptophyta; Magnoliopsida; Malpighiales; Euphorbiaceae. The transcript has 3 exons. Gene Ontology annotation, molecular function: protein binding. The record is from RefSeq and is a predicted model, not a curated record. Bases 80 to 2092 code for a protein of 670 amino acids.